This is a messenger RNA of Chiloscyllium plagiosum (whitespotted bambooshark), 4286 nucleotides long. Its product is annotated as regulator of G protein signaling 5-like. The record is from RefSeq and is a predicted model, not a curated record. NCBI's taxonomy places the organism in Eukaryota, Metazoa, Chordata, Chondrichthyes, Orectolobiformes, Hemiscylliidae.
AGCAGCAAGCAGCAGAAGAAGCUCAAGUUCAGAGCAAUUUUAUCUUGCUGAGAGACACCAAAGCAAAGGAGCUGCCAAAAUGUGCAAAGGAUUGGCUGCAUUACCAGCAACAUGCCUCGAAAGGGCCAAAGAAAUAAAAUCAAAGUUAGGCAUAUUGCUGCAGAAGCCGGAGAUGAUCUCUGAGUACAUCAUCCCGUACUCAGAUAAAGCUGAGAAAUCAGCCAAGCCCCACAGGCCUUCCCCACUAGAGGCACUGAAGUGGCGUGAAUCUCUGGAGAAGCUUCUGAUGAACAACUAUGGGCAGGCUGCCUUCAAAUCUUUCCUCCAGUCAGAACAUAGCGAGGAGAACAUUGAGUUCUGGAUGGCCUGUGAGGACUACAAAGCAACCAAAUCACCCAUUAAGCUGGCUUCCAAGGCAAAGAAGAUCUAUGAGGAUUUCAUUGAAAAAGAGGCUCCAAAAGAGAUCAAUGUUGAUCACUACACCAAGGAGAUGACCGUGAAGAGCCUUGUUGAUCCUUCACCUUCAACCUUUGAACUGGCUCAGAAGAGAGUGCUGAAUUUGAUGGAGAAGGAUUCAUUCAGCAGGUUUCUGAAAUCUGAACUGUAUCUGGAGCUGAUAAAGUAACAAUGUAGCUGGGCUGUGCAAAGGGAGGGUGGAAUAAAAUCAUUGAUAUCUCUACAUAGUCGCUAACCGAAUAUUCUCUCACUGCUGUUAGCUAAAACAAAAUAUUCCAAGUGUUAUUUCUUUAAAGCUUUGGGCACCAUGCUGACAUCAAUUAAAUCUAACACUUGUCUUUGCAUAGCCCUGAAAUAAACAGGUACCAUCUAUGGGAAAGUGUACCUUUUAAUGUUGUGCUUGUCUUUCAUGUGUGCUUUUUUUUUCUUUAUUUUUCCAAAGAUUAUAUCCAAUGAUAAAUGACCAUGUGGCUUCAAAUAAAUUUUUGGGCAAUUCAAAUCAUUCCUUUAGUAUUGCUGUCACCAUCAGGACAAGAAUUGGGAAAAAAAACACCUGUAGAUAAAAGACAGAAAGUAAAGAGAUCCUAGACCUUCCUCUAAGCAAGCACCUUUCAUCAUUCCUAUAUUGAGAAAACAGAAUCUCUGUAACAGUUUAGAGAACAAAUGUUAAGGAAGGUUUUUAAUUGGGGUUAUCAAAGUUUGUAUACUUACUAUUGAAGCCCACUACGAAUAUAUCACACUUCACUAAGGGUACGCUUUUAAUCUACAGUAAAUAUUUUGAGAGUUUACUUUAACCUACAGAAGCAUGCCAAUGGGCAGAGUAUGCAAUGCAUAAAUCAGCAGAUGCAGCCCAUACAUUUUCAUAGCUUUACGUAGAUACGGGUCUUUAUAAACCAUUCAUUCAGGCAGUUUAUGUUGCUCAUACAGAUCAUCAACUUUAUUGUGGUGAGGUGUGGUUAUUCCAACUAAAUUGUAGACUGCACUGUACACUCGGAUGAAGACUGGCACAAGUUCAUACCAUCAUUCAUCUAAUCGCACUAAAGCAUUUAGGUAUAAAAAACAAAUCUCCCUUUUUCACCUGAAAAGUAACUUCCAAUGACUAGCACAUUGUUCAGUGAGAGUGUGCAAAUUAAUUCCUCAAUAAUUAAUGAUAUUUCAGUGGCAACACAGCAUUGUAUCACAAAUAUUUCACUGACAGAAGCAGGCUGAGCAUAGGCACUUUACUGUCGUGGAUUUUUAACCAUAUCAUGUCAGGUAGAUUUAGUUCAAACAUACGUGAAAGCAAGGAAGAUGAACCUUGAGACACAUUUUGGACAAUAUGUCUAAAUGAUAACUAUUAUAAUCAGUUAACUCAACAUAAAUACAAGGCCUUUUUAACACUUUACACUCAAAUUAAGUAACUUAGUAAACCAGAAAGUGCCUGAAUUCAUGAUUUUUCCACUGCUGUAAAAGAUCCAAACAGUUCAUGCUGAGAUAUAUCCAAUUAUAAUCUUGACUAACAAAUCCAGGUUAGACAUAAUGCAAUAGAUCCACACGGUUUUGUGCCAAAGUUUCCAAAUAUCAUUUAAAGUUAUACAAGAGUGUUGUUUUUGUCAUUUACUGGUGUCAGCAGACAAUAAACAUGAAACAGGAUAGCCUCAACAUCAUCUCAGAGACUUGUGACACUUAUUCUUCUCUUUUCUACCUGGAAAUAUUGGUAUUUCUCCAUCAGAUGAUGGGCAUCUGCUAGCGAUGCCAAGAUUAAACCAACUCUGUCACAGAAUGGCUGGAAUGUGUUGGAUGACUUGAAGGAAAACAAAAGAGGAUGGAGGUGAAACAGCCAUAGAGAGUAGCACUUACCAACUUGAUACGUAUUGUAUUUUGCUGGAAUAAGUGAAGCGUUUUAAGAAAGGAAAUGUCUGAAGGAAGUCAAACAAUCUGAUAGAAAUGCUGCUUAGCCCACAUAGCAGCACUUAUCAAGAACUGUCUGAUUGAACGAUUUCAAUUUGUGCAUCAAUCAUUUGUCUAAGUCGAUUGAACUUAAGAGGGACUGUACUGUCAUGAUAAGGAGUAUUAUGCUUAGAUGAGCUUCAAUAUAGAACUAUGAAUUUCUUAACAAUGACUUAAAUUUCCUUUGUUGCAAGUUAAUAUAGGCUUAUACACUGUACUAAUGAGGUUCUAUACUGUCCUCGUGUAAUCCUGAUAAUAAAAACAUAUGAUAUAGUGUCACAGAAAAGAUAAACCAUAAACACAUACUUAAAACAUAAACGAAAUACUAGAAAAAUUGUUUGCUCAAACAAUUGAAAUGGAAUGAUUUGUCUGAAUUGUCUACCUUGCCCAUCUCAUAAACUAUGUCUCUAAUAUUAGUCAAAACAUUUAAAGUAAAUGCUUAAGAAUUGUUCCUGUACUGCCAAUUGUAUAACCAGUGCAUGCACAUUAUUAAAUAUAUUCCAUGUAAUGCAUGAGUGUUAAUAGUCUUAGUUGAGCGUGCAUAGUCUUAUCUUGAAAGACAAUUUCAUACCAAGAGUCUCAGUAAAUGCUUCAUGACUUCUAUUGUUAUCAUAAGAAAUCAGUGAGAAGCCUAGGUGAGGGCUAAAGCCCACAGUGCAGGACACUACCAAGGUUAAACAGAGAGGAUCCAAUGGAGAAACAGUGACUAAGUAAUGCCAAGUUAAAGGUUUGCCAUUAAUACAAAAUACUGUCAUUCCUGCCUGAGGAAAACAAUUCCAUUUCUGAUUAAACUGUAUUAAUAACUCCCUUUCUUGGUCAAAAGAUCGUGCCAAGCUCUAUCUAAUGCAACUGUAAGACAGCUUUAUUCCCUCCAUUUGUCUUGCCAUGGCGAAAUAAGAAUAAGUUGACUCAAUAUGGAUGCCACCUUGUCACAAAUAACUUUAACUGAUAAUUAUACAGAUGGAUUAUUUAGCUUGACACUUAAAGGUGAGGAUCCAUUUGUUCUGGGCUGGAUCAGUAAAACCAGAAAGUUAUGCCUUUCAAAAUUAGUGCAUUCACUUUUAACGUUUUAACUAACAGAAUUUUUUUCUGAAGGCAAAAUCAUAAAAUAAUCAUAUUUGGAGGUUGUAGUACCAAAUGGAAAAAGUCAAGUUGUUACCAAAGUGCUAUUUCAAUUCAACACCUAAAUGAAGCAGAUACUGAAAUUCAAAGUGUUGUUCAUUAUUGAAAGUGAACAUUUUCAUUAUUAUUCUGCUUUGUGCAUAACAAAUAUUCUUUCCAAUGGUUUGAACUCUUCAUGAUCUGACAGCUGCUAUCGAUGAUAUAAUGCCAUGACUGGCUUGCUCAAGGGGAAGAGGUUGGAGCUUGUCCAAAUGUGAUUAAGACCAAACUGAUACUAUCAUUGCCGCUUUUCCUCCUUAUAAUGCUUUUCUUCCCUAAAAAUGGAGGAAUCGUUGAUCUGAGUAACCAACUGAACAAAAAUAGCAUCAACAUCUUCAUUUAUAGAGAGCCAAAAUUUUAUUCAUAACAUGAUGAGAAAUGCAGCCCUCUACUGCAUACAUGUUACUCAGGGCAUUAUAUCAUCUUAGCAAUGAUUUUAAAUGGUGAUUUUAAACCCAGCAACUGCAAUAAUGCAAACAAUGCUUUAUUUCAAUCUUAAUCCAACUCAGAAGCAAGCAUUUAACCAUUAACUAUCAAAACCAUCGUGUUGAUUUUAUAAAGUGUGCCAUUGGGAGUGAAACAUCUGAAGUAAUAUGGGUGUUGCGUUUUUUCCCUCUUUUGUUAUCAGAACAUUAAUGUACUGGUAAAGCUAAAAAAAAAUGACUGCAGUGGCCUUUUCGUGCAUACUGUCUUAUCCUGGAAGAGUUAGGAACCGAAUGAAGUAAACAUGUAUCACUCUA